UUAGAUGCAAUCAGUUCUUUGCAGCAUAACGUGAGACGCAGACUAUUCACAUCAAAUAGACAAAUGAAACUCCUCCAAAAAUUGCUGAUUACAAUGGUUUAUCUAGCCACCUUUCAACCUGGCAUCCCUGCGACCAGCUACAACUGCACUGACCACUUCAAAAACUAUUGCGUAAUCGAAAACGUAACAGCGGAAACUUUCCCCACCUCAACCUUCCCGGAGGAAAAAUCACUGCUAAUACAGAACAGCACAAUACCGGCCUUCGGUGAGGAACAGUUUCUCCAGCUUCCGACGGUGGAGAAUCUGAUGAUACAUCAUCUGAAAAUCGAACAGUUGCAGCUGGCCGCCUGUAAUUUACUAAGCACACUUUUCGCAAGCUACAAUCACAUAUCGGAGCUCGACGUUGCCGAAGGAUUAGCACUGCGUAAUUUGCACCUGUACCAGAAUCUACUCCGAAACGUUAGCGCACUUCGAGUGCUAACCGAGCUAGAACAGUUGUACCUAAACGAUAACCUGUUGGAAGUCUUGGAUAUCGAUACUUUUGCCGGGAUGAAAAAUCUUAAAAUUUUGACACUGCACCGAAAUCUGCUAACUGCCAUUGACACCAAACAGGCAGUGAACCUACCAAGUCUAGAGUCCUUGUUCCUCCAGCACAACCAACUAACCUAUCUGGACACUGGCUUGUGGAAGAUGCCAGCACUUAAGAAACUCGAUCUUAGCUCGAACGAGCUCGGAUUUUUGUUCACAUUCCUGGAGGAGUUUCCUGCGCUCCGAACUUUGGAGCUUCACGAUAACAAAUGGAACUGUGCCUGGCUGGGCAAAAUGGUGGAACGAUUAGAAAGUCGCGAAAUUCAACACUCACAGAUGGAUGCUACCUGCGACGGCGUGUUAUUUAGCAGCGUUUGCUGUCUUACCGACGGCGCAGCUCCGGAUCCAAUGAUGCUGUUAAUCAGCAGAACUGCCAUCGUGGACGACCUACACGACCAACUGGGGAACCAGCAACGGAAGGUGGAUGAUUUGGAAGAAAGUCAGCGAAAGCAAACUCACAGCUACAAGGAGAUGCAACGUAAAAUUGACCAACUGGAUGCGCUCUGUCGGGGAGAAUUAUAAACGAGUUCGGAUUUACUAAAAAGUGUCUAUUUGUUUCAAUUAGUAAUUUUAA
This is a messenger RNA of Wyeomyia smithii (pitcher-plant mosquito), 1162 nucleotides long. RefSeq names its product protein phosphatase 1 regulatory subunit pprA-like. The transcript is spliced from 2 exons. Gene Ontology annotation, molecular function: protein binding. Bases 64 to 1110 code for a protein of 348 amino acids. NCBI's taxonomy places the organism in Eukaryota, Metazoa, Arthropoda, Insecta, Diptera, Culicidae. The record is from RefSeq and is a predicted model, not a curated record.